CUAAGGAGACAGAUUCCAAAUAUAGUGCAUUUAGGAAAAUGUUCAAUCGGUGCACAGACCUUGCUCCUUCAAGUAAAAAAUUCCUCACAUCUAAUUAUACAUAAGAGAGUUCAUAUGAGAGAGAAUCCCUUUGAAUGCAGUGAAUUCAGGAAAGCCUUCUGUGAGACAUCUCACCUUUUUAGACACCGGAUAACUCAUACUGGGGAGAAACCCUGUGAAUGUACUGAAUGUGGGAAGACCUCCCCUCGGCAAACACAGUUCAUUAUACAUCAGAGAACGCAUACUGGAGAGAAGCCCUAUAAGUGUAGUGAAUGUGGGAAAACUUUCUGCUAACAGUCCCACCUCAUGGGACAUCAAAUAAUUCAUACAGGAGAAAACCCUUACGUGUGUACUGACUGUGGGAAGGCCAUUUCUCAGAUCUCACACCUCCCUGGCCAUCAAAGGCUUCAUACUGGAGGGAAACCUUAUAUGUGUAUUGAAUGUGGAAAAUCCUUCUCUCAGAAAUCACCUCUUAUCAUACACCAGAGAAUUCAUACAGGGGAGAAACCUUAUGAGUGUGGCGAAUGUGGCAAAACCUUCUCCCAGAAAUCACCCCUCAUUAUUCAUCAGAGAGUUCACACAGGGGAGAAGCCCUAUGAGUGUACUGAGUGUGGGAGGGCCUUUUCCCUGAAGUUACAUCUCAUUCUACAUCAGAGAGCUCAUACUGGAGAGAAACCCUAUGAAUGUAGUGAAUGUGGAAAAGCCUUCUGUGAGAAGUCUCCACUCAUUAUACAUCAGAAAACUCAUCCUAGGGAGAAAUCCCCUGAAUGUACUGAGUUUGGAAUGACUUUUUCCAGAAAUCACAGAUGAUUACACAUCAGAGAAGACACUGGGGAGAAGCCCUCCAGAUGCAGUGACUGUGGGAAGGCCUUCUGCCAACAUGUAUACUUCUCUGGGCAUCAGAAUCCGUAUAGGAAACACGCCUUGUAUAUAUGCUGAUUGUGGGAAGGCCUUUUCCCAGAAGUCAGUCCUCACUGUGCAUGGGAAAAUUCACAUUAAAGAGAAAUGGUGGCAACUUCUCAACUGUAGAAUAGACUCAUAUGUUCCUCAGUACAUAUGAUCUUCCUGCCACAGAAUGAUCUGGUCAAGCUCUCAGAAUGCUUUCAACACCAUAAAUAUGGAAUCGAUUUGCUCACCCUCAAACUAUCUCAGCCCCUUUCACAGAAUAAAUACAUCUGGAAGAAUUAGCA
Messenger RNA from Cebus imitator (Panamanian white-faced capuchin), 1229 nucleotides. Its product is annotated as zinc finger protein 630-like. The annotation marks the transcript as partial. The record is from RefSeq and is a predicted model, not a curated record. Gene Ontology annotation, biological process: regulation of transcription by RNA polymerase II. Gene Ontology annotation, molecular function: DNA-binding transcription factor activity, RNA polymerase II-specific; RNA polymerase II cis-regulatory region sequence-specific DNA binding. NCBI's taxonomy places the organism in Eukaryota, Metazoa, Chordata, Mammalia, Primates, Cebidae. The transcript is spliced from 2 exons.